CCGAGCGCCGAGCGCACUCUGGCCGUGGCGACGCGCGUCGGCGGCCCAGCCCGGAGCACUCGUUCCGUCAAGCGGUCAUGGGGCCGCCGCCCAGAGCCGCGGGUUCGGCAGGGCUCAGGGCGCGGGGACCCGGCUAGUCGGCCGCGGAGCGAGGCCCUGCGGCGGGCAACGGAUACGGAAGCGGCCGGUGCCGGAGCGGCGGCGGGGCAGCGAGAGCCGCCUGGGAUGAUCAGUCAUGAAACGAGUGCGCACGGAGCAGGUUCAGGUGGCGGUGUCCUGCUACCUCAAACGCCGGCAGUACGUGGACUCAGAAGGCCCCUUGAAGCAAGGCUUACGGCUAUCACAGACCCCUGAAGAGAUGGCAGCCAACCUCACAGUCCAGUCAGAAUCUGGUUGUACCAAUGCAGUGUCUGCAGCUCCUUGCCAGGCAGAACCCCAGCAAUAUGAAGUGCAGUUUGGACGACUGCGUAGCUUUCUCACUGAUUCUGACUCCCAGUACAGCCACGAAGUGAUGCCUCUCCUCUACCCUCUCUUUGUCUACCUCCACCUCAACCUGGUCCAGAGUGGCCCCAAGAGCACAGUGGAAAGCUUCUACAGCCGCUUCCAUGGGAUGUUUCUGCAGAAUGCAAGCCAAAAGGAUGUCAUCGAGCAGCUGCAGACCACACAGACCAUCCAGGACAUUCUAUCGAACUUCCAGCUUCGCUCAUUCCUGGACAACAAGUAUGUGGUCCGUCUCCAAGAAGACAGCUACAACUACCUUAUCCGCUACCUCCAAAGCGACAACAACACUGCCCUGUGCAAGGUGCUGGCCGUGCACAUUCACCUGGACGUGCAGCCUGCCAAGAGGACAGACUACCAGCUGUAUGCCACUGGUGGUUCCUCCCGUAGUGAGAGCAGUGGCCUGGAGCCUCCAGAUGUGCCCAGCCCUAUUCUGCAGAACGAAGCCGCACUGGAAGUCUUGCAGGAGAGUAUCAAGCGUGUCAAGGAUGGACCUCCCUCCCUCACCACCAUCUGCUUCUACGCCUUCUAUAACACAGAGCAGCUGCUGAAUACUGCAGAGAUCUCCUCUGAUAGCAAACUGCUGGCUGCCGGGUUUGACAACUCUUGCAUAAAGCUCUGGAGCUUGCGAUCCAAGAAGCUGAAAUCAGAGCCCCACCAUGUAGAUGCAUCCCGCAUCCGCCUGGCUUGUGACACUCUGGAGGAAGAGGAGAAUGAAGAGGAUACUGUGGGCACAGAAAUGAAGAUCCUACGGGGACACUGUGGCCCAGUGUAUAGUACACGAUUCCUUGCAGACAGCUCAGGACUGCUAUCUUGUUCUGAGGAUAUGUCCAUCAGGUACUGGGACCUGGGCAGCUUUACCAACACUGUGCUGUACCAAGGUCAUGCCUACCCAGUGUGGGACGUGGAUAUCAGCCCGUACAGCCUGUACUUUGCCAGUGGGUCCCAUGACCGCACUGCCAGACUGUGGUCUUUUGAUCGGACGUACCCACUGAGGAUAUACGCAGGGCACCUGGCAGAUGUGGACUGUGUCAAAUUCCACCCCAACUCAAACUACUUGGCCACAGGCUCCACUGACAAGACUGUGCGACUGUGGAGUGCCCAGCAGGGAAAUUCAGUGCGACUCUUCACAGGUCACCGUGGCCCCGUGCUCUCCCUUGCCUUUUCUCCCAACGGUAAGUACUUGGCAUCUGCUGGCGAAGACCAGCGGUUGAAGCUGUGGGACUUGGCCUCCGGGACCCUUUUUAAAGAACUAAGAGGCCACACAGACAGCAUCACCAGUCUGGCCUUCAGCCCUGACAGCGGUCUGGUGGCCUCUGCCUCUAUGGACAACUCUGUGCGCGUCUGGGACAUCAGGAGCACAUCCUGCAAUGCACCUGCUGAUGGCUCUUCUGGUGAGCUGGUAGGCGUGUACACUGGGCAGAUGAGCAAUGUCCUGAGCGUGCAGUUCAUGGCCUGCAACCUCCUCCUGGUGACUGGAAUCACACAAGAAAAUCAGGAACAUUAAGUUUUUAUUCAGGUGGCAGACUGGGUGGGGCCAGAAGCCUUUGACCCCAGCCCAGGACAUGCUGAAACUGCAUCAGUGAUUGCAAAAGAGCCCUCCCCAACUCCUCCCUCAACUGACACAGCCCCAGUGCACUAGAUUCCAGGUGAGAGCCAGGAUGCUAAAAAGCUCACGGCCUCCUGGUCUUGUGUAAGCACCUUCCUGUUACUCCCUCUCAGUGCGUUGACUGAAACAGUUGCUGAGCCCUCCUUGGGACAGCUGUGGACAGUGUCACCUGUGGCCACCCCUUGAGGAGGGAAGUGGAGACAGGAACUAGAAAAGAGAGGGCUGGUCUAGCAGUCUUCCCUUUUGCAAAAUGAUAGAGAACCAGGAUUUUUUAUUAUUAUAAUUAUUAAUAUAAAUGAGAAAAGGAAACCUAGCACUGGCAGAGGGUGGCUCUGCUUUUAUUUUUCAGGUUUAACUUCUGGCACUGGCUGUUAUACUUGGAAUUUUGAGGUUCAGGGAAAUUUAGACUUUGGUAGCCAAGUAUAUCAGGAGAAAGUGGCAUCUCUGGUGUAGAGGUGUAGAUUGGUCCCACCAGAUGAUGAGCUUAUGGGAGCAGGCGGGUGGCUUAACUGAACACUGGGCUCCUGCGGUGAUGGUGGGAAAAAGAUUCUUUUACUGACUGUGCUUCUGCCAGUAUUUCCCUACCUUGGAAAAAAAGGUCAUGGUGGGCAGAGGGUAGGCCUCAGUGUUAGAGCACUUGUCUUGAUUGCAAUAAGGUUCCAUCCUAGCACCAAACACCAACAGUAAAAAAAA
Nannospalax galili (Upper Galilee mountains blind mole rat) is the source of this 2800-nucleotide messenger RNA. It is a transcript of the gene Taf5l, whose product is annotated as TATA-box binding protein associated factor 5 like. The record is from RefSeq and is a predicted model, not a curated record. Gene Ontology annotation, biological process: regulation of DNA-templated transcription. NCBI's taxonomy places the organism in Eukaryota, Metazoa, Chordata, Mammalia, Rodentia, Spalacidae. Gene Ontology annotation, cellular component: nuclear protein-containing complex; histone acetyltransferase complex. Gene Ontology annotation, molecular function: protein binding; transcription coactivator activity. The transcript is spliced from 5 exons. Bases 236 to 2005 code for a protein of 589 amino acids.